CGAUCAAUCGACAAAAAGGCUCUUCUCGACAACGCUCACAGCGCCGCCCUCAAGACACCACAAAUGGCUACGACUAGAUUGUACUCCAAAGGCCGCGUACUAGGAUACAAGCGGGCAAAGCGCAACUCACGCCCGAACACCUCCCUAGUGCAAAUCGAGGGCGUCGCGACCAAGGAGGAUGCUCAAUACUACCUCGGAAAGCGUGUAGCCUACGUUUACAAGGCCAAGCGCGAAAUUGCUGGCUCAAAAGUCCGGGUCAUCUGGGGUCGUGUCACCCGCCCUCACGGGAGCUCCGGCGUCGUCAAGUCGAAAUUCUCGUCCAACCUGCCCCCGCAUGCUUUCGGUGCCAGCGUCCGCGUGGUACGUUACAAUGCUCUACCCCUCCACGAUCUAGGCGUUUUUGUUGUCGUAUCCAUGCAUUUAAACUGUUCGGUGAGCAGUAAAAAGCAUAUCGAAUCGAAUCGAAUCUACUGUACAAUCAAGUAUGACAUCUUCCACCUACAUCUUGCUCCUGUUCUCCAUGGCUGGCUUUCUCCUCCGUUCCACAACAUGCCCAAGAUCCACCUGAAACGCACGCCUCAAGAGGAGGCCGACCGCCGAGCUCGUAAACGACGCAAACGCGAGCGCGAGGCAUCCUCAAAGAGCAAUUCCAAACACAAAUCUUCAGAACAAACUACACAUCGGAAGUGGGCCUCAGACGAUGAGUCAGAGGACGACGCUAACGCUCCCAACCCGGCCAAUUCACGCUACGACUACAACGAGCCGGGGCCUUCCGGCUACAAGCCCGACUACGAGGCAAUCCAGGCAGAGCUGGAAGAGGCGCGGUUUCGGGAGAAGAUGGCCGCUGCUUUCGACGACGACGACAGACUCGACUCGCUGGAGGCGCGGAUGAACGACUACGCUCAUAUACCUGGCCGAUGGCGCCAGCCAAACGCAAGCACAACCACAGGCGUAUAUGCUGAGGACGAUCUUCUGAACCUCGAUCCAGCACAAAUGGACGAUGAAGAGUAUGCGGAGUGGGUCCGGCAUGGGAUGUACAGAAAAACCCAUGCGCGAGAGUAUGCAGAAGAGCAGGAGCGCAAGGCCCGUCGUGAGGCCCGUCGCGCGGAGGAAAAGGCUAGGAGAGCGGAAACAGCGGCACUGGCUGCCCAAGCCGAAGAGGAGAAUAGACGCAAGAAACGACUAAAGGAGGCCAGAAGACAGGAAUACGCCCGUCAGGACUACAAUUCGCGAUGGACCGCGCUGCUUUCGCAUGGUGAUGGCCCGCUGGUAUUUGCGGAUGUACCAUGGCCGGUUUUGGCUGCACAACGGAGAAGCGAAAGACAUCUAAACGACCCGCCUCCGACGAUUCAGCUGGAGGAGAUUACUGCAGAGAAUAUCGCGGCUUUCUUCCUCUUUGAUGAUGCCCCCCAAAGACGACGCGGCGAAGAAAGCGAGGAAGGAAAAACUGCGAGAGACUUACUUGCGAUUCCACCCAGAUAA
Molecule: messenger RNA, 1482 nt
Organism: Mycena indigotica
Lineage: Eukaryota; Fungi; Basidiomycota; Agaricomycetes; Agaricales; Mycenaceae
Exons: 6
Coding region: 64-1482 (472 amino acids)
Biological process (GO): ribosomal large subunit biogenesis; cytoplasmic translation
Cellular component (GO): cytosolic large ribosomal subunit; ribosome
Molecular function (GO): structural constituent of ribosome
Source: RefSeq, a predicted model, not a curated record